This is a messenger RNA of Ooceraea biroi (clonal raider ant), 958 nucleotides long. Its product is annotated as carbonic anhydrase 1. The record is from RefSeq and is a predicted model, not a curated record. NCBI's taxonomy places the organism in Eukaryota, Metazoa, Arthropoda, Insecta, Hymenoptera, Formicidae. Gene Ontology annotation, molecular function: zinc ion binding; carbonate dehydratase activity. Gene Ontology annotation, cellular component: cytoplasm.
AUGGUUAGAUUCAUACAACAAUUGGUACACACCGAUGCCAAAUUGAGCUCACCGAUCAAUUUGAACAUUAGCCGGAUGAAAAUCGUGCAACUGAAUCCUAUAAAGUGGUUCAAUUAUAACGUCCUACCGAAAAAACUUAAACUCACCAACACUGGUUACACUGUAAUUCUUAGUGCGAAAUGGAAUGCGGAACGACCGUAUUUAUGUGGUGGACCUUAUAUCGACAACUACGUCUUCUCACAGAUCCAUUUUCAUUGGGGUCGGACUGACAUGGAUGGUAGCGAGCACUACGUCGACGGUGGAAGCAUGCCGAUGGAACUACAUGCGGUACAUUUUAAAAGCGAAUACAAGACUCAAGAAGUAGCUCUUCGAAAUAACGACGGCGUCACCAUCUUGGUAUAUUUCUUCAAAUUACAGCCAACUCCUAAUCCACUCCUCAACGAUAUCAUAAAUGCACUAUCCUUUGUCCAAGCAGCUCACUCUUCUGUCCGUUUAGUGCCUUUCUCUAUUUCAAGCAUCAUACGAUGCUUUCAACGUGAUUAUUUUUUAUAUUGCGGCUGCAUAACUUUGAAUGUCAGAAACAGUAUAAUUUGGCUGAUUAGCAGACAACCAUUGGGAAUAUCUGUUGAACAAGUUGCGACGUUUCGCACGCUGUACGAUGAACGACAAAUGCCGAUUUUGUCGAAUCGUCACCCAUUGCAAGAUAAAGAUAAUAGGACUGAUACAUGCAUGGAUCAAAUCAAUAUUAAUACUAAUGACGGACAACGAAAAAAUAAUGGACAUUGAUAGUACACUGUAAUUACAUACAUACAAUACAUUAUGUUUAUUGUAUGACAUCGAUUGGAUCUAUUCAAUUAUUGCACAAUUGUUAGCAUUAAUAAAUAGAUAAAUUAUAUUUAUAUGUGAUAUACACAUGUCGCUGUGUACGCAUAUAUUAAAUCACACUGAAUUAAAAAAA